Linnemannia hyalina is the source of this 1689-nucleotide messenger RNA. NCBI's taxonomy places the organism in Eukaryota, Fungi, Mortierellomycota, Mortierellomycetes, Mortierellales, Mortierellaceae. The record is from the annotation of a GenBank genome assembly.
AUGGAUUACUUCGGCAACAGCCACCCACUUCACCACCACCAACAUUAUCAAAACCAACAGUACCUUCCUCACACCAUCCAUCACACAGGUACAACUCUUCGCCAGCACCCACCUGCUCGCCUGACCUUGGCGGUAUCCUAUCCUGUGACCGUCCCCGAGAUCUCAACUCGCCUCAUCGGAGCCACCAAGCCUUUGAACUCGGAACUCGGCACACCUUCCUCCUUGUUAGACACCACGAUGGACCUCGGAAGCGCUGUUUCAGUCCUCUUUAGUGUCAACCCGCCUUCGCCCGUCGAGUCUGAGCUCUGCUCGGAUGACCAAGAGACUAUCGUCCGUACCUGGUGCACUGCUGGUCCCUCAACUGAGCAGCUUCUUGGCGAAGACCGUGCUCAUGCUUCUUCUUGUGACACCAGCCGAGUCGGCUCAGCCACCACCGCAGCUAUUUCGAGUGCCGCCUCUGCUGCGAACCAGAGCGGUGAUUCGUCGGGCAAGAACCGUACACGAGCACUGCGCCGUGGCUCGAGCGAGAGCAACAAGGCCGAGCUGUACAAGACUGAGCUGUGCAUCUCUAUCCACUCUGGCCAUGUGUGCAAAUACGGAGACAACUGCCAGUUCGCCCACUCUAUCGCAGAGCUCCAGCAUGUGAGCCGCCAUCCUCGCUACAAAACACAGCUCUGCACCAGCUUCCAGUCCCAGGGCUUUUGCAAAUACAACGACCGCUGCACUUUCAUCCACCACCCAGAAGAGGCUCGCGUCUCCCUCCCCCCAUCCCUCUUCCGCAAGACUCCUGCUCAAAUGGCGCCAUCCAAUCAGCCACUAGCACCAACUCCCACUCAAGUGCCCACUCAUGUGCCCAACCAGCUUCCCGCCCAGGUUCUAAGCCAAGUCCCCCACCAGAUGCUCGCUCAGAUGCUUAGCAACCACCAGACCCAGAGCUCGACUGCACCUUCCUCAACUUCCUAUCCAAACUCUGGAACAGCAACUCCUGCCCAGCAAUUUACUGACUACUCCAAGAUGGACCGUGCCAGAGCAAUGUCAGAUCCUUGCAUCUAUACCUACAUGGAAGGGUUGGAGGUGCCUCCCAGGAUGGGCGGUCUCGAGCAGGGAUUUUUCUUUGCGGAGCCUAUGGGCUUUAGCAUGAGCAUGGCUAUGGACGGCGCCAACCCACUUACUUCAUUGUACCCUCAACAGGUCUUCGCCCCACCCAUGUCGAACGAUCCCCACGAGUUUAUGAAUCAAGGACCGCAGCAGCAGCCGGUGCCAGUCUCGAUGCGGCGCCAGCGACGAAUGGGUAUCUCUUACCCGCCGCCCGAAAUCCCUACCGAUGGUGGCCAUCCCGCCCAGCACCGCAAUAUCUUUGACCUGCUCCCGCACUACAAUGAGUACGGCAUGUUUGACCCUGAUCUUGCCGUCCGACCGGCUGGUGCUGUUGGUCCUCCCUGGAUGACUCCCCGCGGUAUCUGGCAGCCCCUCCACAACAACCUGACUCAUAGCACCAACGCCGGCAACUCUGAUGAGAACCAGGAUCAGAUUCAGGACUUGAGCCAGAGUCAAGAACAGAGCCAGAGUCAGGCUAUGGCGGGACUCUUGCAGCAGCAGGGUGCACUCGUCGAAGAUGAGUGCGAUGCCGAGUGGAUUGCCAAGCUGGCUCGUUAUAUCACGACCUCCCAAAAUGACUUUGAGAUCUGA